UGUGCCUGUGGUGAAUAAUUCCGCUCUGUUUAUCAUGAAUUGGGCAGUGCUGAUGGUGGUUGUGUCGAGUUUCUUCGGUACUCCACAGGUUUCUAAUGCUACGAAAGGCGACGAUCUCGACGAUGCCCCUUCCCUCAUCCGCUAUCGUCGUCAGUCUCCGAUGACAAGCGACCCUCAUGCUCACUGUGGUGAAUGGUUUCCAUGUAUCAACUCCACACAGUGUGUCCCUCAAGAAGCGAUCUGCAAUGGCAUAUUCGACUGCGACAACAAGAUGGACGAGUCCGAUGAAGAAUGCAUUGAUGAUAUAAACAGACGUAUAUAUACCUUCAAGGACCAGGGCAAGCAGGACGACUCAUCUGAGGAAGAAGACUUCAUACCUCCAGCGUGUGAUGCGGGGACAUACCCGGAUGUAUGCCGAUGUGUUCUCCUACACGAGGACCCGAUGGUUAAUUUCGACUACUAUGAAUCGCUACAAGACGUGUACCCCAGCGCUUUUGCCGAUCCACUUUUUGGGGAAUCAGGCGAACCAAUGGGGCUGGAAAUAGCAUGCACAUCAAAACAACUGGACAGAGUCCCCGAGGCGCUUCCAGCCGAUACUUUAUAUUUGGAUUUGUCGGAUAAUCGCAUCACGCAUCUCCAUGACGACAGCUUCAAGAAUCUGACCAUGCUUCGAGAAUUGGUGAUCACCCACAAUCAAAUGCAAACAAUGGACGAAGAUGUCUUCUACGACACGACGAGCCUGGAAAUGCUGGAUCUAUCGGAUAAUCUAAUCGAGAUCAUUACAGCGGCGCACUUCGACAACCUCCAAAAACUUACUCUUCUUCGACUAUCGCGGAAUCACUUCCGGUGUGAGGGUGGUGACUGCUUCCGGAAUCUGGUCAGCCUUAGAGAACUGGAGUUGGUGGCGUGUGGGAUCACCGAGCUCACUCCGGACUUGUUCAGCAAUCUUCAUAGCCUCUCCGUGCUUCAACUUUCUUACAACGCAAUCACAGAAAUCAUACCGUCACAUAUGAAUGGAUUGGAGAGACUGCAAGACUUAUAUCUAUCGAGCAACCACAUCUCUAAUAUCGAGCAUGGUACAUUUGACGGCAUGGAUAAUCUUCUGAAACUAUUGCUACAUGACAACAAAUUGACGAAUAUUUCCGUAGGGAUAUUUCCUGUAAUGCCCGAGCUGCAGAUUUUAAAGUUAGAUGAGAAUGAGAUCGCUAUUAUCGAACCAGGCUCUUUUGCACUCAUCGAGAACGUACAACAUUUUACACUAAUGAAGAACCGACUGAGUCGCAUUGAGGUCGGAAUGUUCGAUGGCUUAGGAAACGUGACAGACAUGAGUUUGCUCGAAAAUGAAAUUAAAGUCAUCGAGGAGAAUGCUUUCGAUAAUCUAAUAAAGCUGGAAUCACUAGAUUUACAGAAGAAUAAGUUAACAGAAGUACCUCGGGAGCUUUUCACCCGACUCAAGAAUCUAAAUAACAUCUAUUUCGAUUUCUUCUUCAUGUGUGGCUACGCGCCAAACGUCCGCGUCUGCCUGCCCAAGGGGGACGGCAUCUCGAACGUCGACGAUCUUCUGGGCAACUGGUUGCUCCGGGGUGCUGUCUGGCUAGUAGCCCUACUCGGUUGCUUUGGCAACCUGAUGGUGAUCUUUGCCCGCUGCUUCGUCAGCGAGGACAAUAAGGUCCAUUCGUUCUUCAUCAUGAACCUGGCCGUGGCAGACUUCCUCAUGGGUCUCUAUCUGCUCAUCAUCGGACUGCAUGACGUCAUGUUUAGAGGCGAGUACAUCUUCAAGGAUUUAGAUUGGCGAAGCGGUUGGGUCUGUAAGAUGUGUGGACUACUGAGUCUUCUAUCCAGUGAAAUGUCUGUCUUGACAUUAACAGUGAUCACGUCUGACCGGUUCAUCUCGAUCGUGCACCCGUUCAAGUUCCGUCAGCGUCACCUGGCCCACGCCGUCAUCCUCAUGGUCGGCUUCUGGUUGGCCGCCAUGCUCAUCGCCAUCCUCCCCGUCCUGCACCGCAACUACUUCGGCGAGUUCUUCUACGGUGGCAACGGCGUCUGUCUCCCUCUCCAGUUCGACCGGCCCUUCGACCACGGCUGGGAGUUCACCCUGGUGGUCUUCGUCCUCUUCAACCUCUUCGCGUUCCUCUUCAUCCUCUACGCCUACGCGCAGAUGUUCGCCACCGUUCGGAAGUCCAGUCUUGCUAUGAGAUCAACGAAAGAGUCACAAGACUGGAAUUUAUUGAAGCGUUUCACGAUCAUCGUCGCUACUGACUUCAUCUGCUGGAUGCCUAUCAUACUGGUCAAGAUAGCAUCUUAUUCGGGUAUCGCCAUACCGCAGUCAGUGCAUGCAUGGUUUGCCAUCUUCGUGUUACCAGUCAACUCCGCUCUCAACCCAAUCUUAUACACAGUCACUACGCAGUUCUUCAGACAAAGGUUCCUACGACCAAUCCGACGUCUGUGCGGUCGUCGAAAGCAAGGCAAAACGUAUCAGUCGGGAUCAUACGAUGAUUCGAUCACCGGUACGAAGAUCUCUGCUACCAAACUCUCGGUCAUAUCCCACAACGGCAAACCACGAGCGGGCUCGGUCAAUGGUCGGCUGAUCUCAACAAAGGGAUCACAUGUUCACCAUCGACCAAGCGAGGUACAGCCGUGGCUCACUCCCGACUCGUCGGGCCACCCUUCCCACCCCAAACGGCCUUCGGUGAGGGUGGAGGAUACGAGCUGCCGCGAAGAACCAGAGGUUGUAGUGGUACAUAGCAACAGUCAGAACCGGAUCGAAUCCAGCGACGUCGUAGAACCGCUGAUUGAAACCUAACGGUUCAACGGUUUUCAAGUAAUCCGGUUUUGAAGAACUCUGGACUAAUGCUUUGCAUAGAAGACUUUUCUUUCCUUCUUUUACAAGUAGACCCCAUCUUUUACGGAUGGACUCCGUUUUGAAGCGUAUGGAAGAGCAAAUAAAGAGGAUUUCUGCAAGAAUAUUGAAUGUACCGAGCUAUUGACUGACUUCUAUAAUCAUUGUCUUGUUUUCCAUUUUAAGAAUGCAGUUUAGACUAUCGUUAUAUAUUGAUGAUUUAUAUUCAUUAUAUCUCCUUUUUGUCGCAACAUAAUUAUAUCAUGAUUACAUUGUAAUUUGUAAAUCGAAAUUUGAAAUAUCGUAGAUUUAUAUUUAGAAUUCAUUUUUGAAACUUAUUUCAUAAUCGAUCGUAGGCAACUUCCAAUAAUUGUGUUAAUUAGAAGACAAAGAUAGAAGCACUAAAUAUUUUGUCAGGAAGCACAUAACUAAGUUGUAAAGUCUAUUUCAUUCUUUAUUUUAAUACGAAAGAGCAUUGAUUCUAUCGACCCUUCGAGUUCAGUUUUUUUCCUAAACGAUUUAAUUUGAUUUUUCAGAAGCAUACAGAUUGUCAGAAAUGUCUUUUCAAUGAGAAAAUAUACAUUUCAAAUCUAUUUGCAAAAUCAAGGAGCGGGCUAUUGGCCUGGGCAUGGAGUAAAUACCAUGUUUGCUGCCGAGAAAACACGGUUUUCUUGAAGUACAUUAUAUUAUUACUAAACUGUACUCAGACAUUUUAUCUUUUUCGGCCUUUUGGCUAAGGUCAUGUGUUUAAUAAACAUUUAUUACUGUAAUUCUCUUGCUUAUGAUAAUGGAAAUUGAGUGAGUCGUGUUUAUAAUUUUAAACAGUACAAGAUGAACAGAAAUUUGUAAGAAAUUAAGUUAGGAUAUUUUUGCAGGAUUUGAUAGUAGAAUACGAUGUUUUACAGGAAGGUUUAACAUGUUUAUCUACAUACUAUGUUGUGUGUUGACUUUUACUAUAUUCCUGGGGCCUACUUCGCAAUCAAGGCUUCUGCAGCUACUUCUAAAUAUAACUGACACUAUAUUACUGAUGUUACUUCUUCUAAGAAUAAUAGUCCGUUUUUAUAGCGCAUAAUACUUAGUCUCUAUGCGCUUCCAAAGAGCUUCGGAAGGCAUUACCCUGGGUUAAGUGUGGCACUAUGUAGAUCAAUGUCUUGUCAAAGGACAUUAGUGCCGCGGCGGGACUUGAACCGCAGACCUUGUGAUCCACAGUCCGGUGACAUGUCCACUCGACCACGACACUUCUACUUCUACUACUACUACUACUACUACUUUUACUACCACCACUACCACCACUACUACUACUCAUAUAUUUCUACAAUUACUGCUGCUACUGCAACUUAUGUAACUUUUACUACUGCGACGACAAAUUACUUGCUUCUUCUACUUCUACGACGGCGGACGCGACGAUGACUAGUACUGCUGAUGCUGCUGACAAUACUACUACUAUUACUACUACUACUAGUACUAAUUCUACCACUACUGCUAAUUAUAUUACUAUUACUACUAUAGGUGCUUCUAGUACUACUCCUACUAUCGCUAUAUCAUUAUUAGUACUAUUAUAUUAAAUUCUCCUUUUGUCUAAUAUAGCCUAUAAUAUCAUUACCAGUAUACUAUCACUACUAUUGUCUUAUACUCCUACUUUUUUAUGCUACGACAAUAAUGAGGACGACGAUGGCUACUACUUCUUCUAACCACUUUUUGUACUACGCUGUACUAUUAUUACAAUUAUUUACUACUAAACCGAAAGUUAUACUACUACAACAACAACGAUGUGUGCUACUACUAUAUUACUACUACUACUACUACUACUACUACUACUACUACUAUACUACUAUACGACUAAUACUAAUUUUAUACUACUAAUACUCCUCUUCUGAUGCCAAUAGAAAUUACGUAUAAUCGUUUUUAGUCAUAUAUUUGUUGACAUACAUGUUAGAAUUCAGAUGCAGUUUAUGUACUCCGUCCUCUAUAUUUAUUUGUCUUUUUAGUAAUCUAGUAAACGUAUAGUAAUGCACUAUAGACCAAUUUGAUUGCAUGGUUGAAUGCUAUGUUAUUGUCGAUCUCGUUGCGUAUACAAUAGGGACGAGUUACUUCGAAUAGUGCUAUAUCACCGAAGACUUUAUUUUUUGUGUACAGUUCAAGAAAGAAUAUGUUUUGAAGUAUAACGUUGCGCAAUGAAUGCUUUUUGUACAUAUUUUGAAGAUUUGCUCUUAGUAUUUUAUGUACAUAACGAAUAAUUUUGCUCAUUAUGCAUUUAAGAUUAUGACAAGUGUUUUAUUGAUAUAUUUUGUAUCUCUCUAAAUGAAGCUGUCGGGUAAAUGGAUGAAAAUGGGACACGCCCCCUCCCACAAUCAAAUGGCCAAAAGAA
This is a messenger RNA of Strongylocentrotus purpuratus (purple sea urchin), 5207 nucleotides long. Its product is annotated as relaxin receptor 2. Bases 35 to 2803 code for a protein of 922 amino acids. Gene Ontology annotation, biological process: G protein-coupled receptor signaling pathway. The transcript has 23 exons. The record is from RefSeq and is a predicted model, not a curated record. Gene Ontology annotation, cellular component: membrane. NCBI's taxonomy places the organism in Eukaryota, Metazoa, Echinodermata, Echinoidea, Camarodonta, Strongylocentrotidae. Gene Ontology annotation, molecular function: protein-hormone receptor activity; protein binding; G protein-coupled receptor activity.